GAAAGGCGGAACUUUUGGUGCAAUUUCCAACCCAUUUCGGCUUUUGGUGCGGAGGGGAUCAUGGCUUCCUUUGGGCAUUGCUCGACGGUAUUUUGCUUCUUCCUUGUAUUCUUUGCAGCAUGUACACUCACCUCGGUAUCGGCCGGUAAUCUCACAAUAACAUGCUCCCCAAAUCCAUGCCCAAAGUCCAUUCCCUACAACUCCUCCCUUUCCCUCCUCGUCGACUAUAGUCCAACCGUUGCAAACACAGCUCUUCGCAAUUUAACCGUCUCUUACACAUUAACCUACAUUCCGGCGGGACAAACUCAACCACAAACAGCAUCAUACAUGAAUACGUCUCGUCCAACUAGCGAAAAAAACAUUACUCUGCAGAUUUCGCCUAGCACGCAGCUAAAUUUGACUGCACCGCUGCAAAACAAUGGCCAGCUACGGACGAGAUUUCUGUACACUGAAGUGUUUCAACACGAUGGAAGCUUUGCGGGAGCAGCUACAGAAGAUGGAGCAGAGUUUGAGGUGUUGGGUGUAAACGCAAAUAAAGCGGAGGGAACGACGCCGACUCCCUCAGCGCCUGGGACGGGUUCCUCAACAGCAACCGCUACUCCACCUCGAAGUGUGCUAGUGUUGGGAAGUGCCGCCAUGCCAACUGCAAGGGCCGGUGAAGUAGCAAAGGCUUUGGGUAGCGCGGUGGCGGCCGGAAUGGCAGGAAUGUUCCUCUUAUAAGCGUUGUGUUUAUCUCUAUGUACAGUAUAUGUUCAUAGGCGUCGUUCAACGCCAUUCCGAGGCGAAAGAGAAUGACGCAGUGUAUUUCUUUAAUUGGGCUUUUUGUUUAGAUAGUCUUGUAGUUACCAUCAUCAUCGAUAGAAAUAUAAUUAUGCAACUGCUAGAGUCACUCUGUUAAAGAGAGAAGGCAAAAGUACAGCUACACAGGAAUAACAUCGCAC
Messenger RNA from Spizellomyces punctatus DAOM BR117, 941 nucleotides. RefSeq lists its product as uncharacterized. The record is from RefSeq and is a predicted model, not a curated record. Bases 61 to 720 code for a protein of 219 amino acids. NCBI's taxonomy places the organism in Eukaryota, Fungi, Chytridiomycota, Chytridiomycetes, Spizellomycetales, Spizellomycetaceae. The transcript is spliced from 2 exons.